AUGGCUCUGCCUGGGGUUCUGUCUGUGGAUAUGAUUGUGGCUCUGGAUAUGGUUGUGGAUAUGGCUCUGGCUUGUGGCUAUGGUUAUGGAUAUGGCUCUGGCUGUGGCUAUGGUUAUGGAUAUGGCUCUGGCUGUGGAUGUGGCUGUGGAUAUGGCUCUGGAUCUUGCUAUGGCUGUGGAUAUGGCUCUGGCUGUGGCUAUGGUUGUGGAUAUGUUUCUGGCUGUGGAUAUGGCUCUGGCUGUCAAUACGGCUCUGGAUAUGGAACUGGCUGUGGGUAUGGUUGUGGAUAUGGCUCUGGCUGUGGCUAUGGCUGUGGAUAUGGCUCUGGCUCUGGCUAUGGCUGUGGAUAUGGCUCUGGCUCUGGCUAUGGCUGUGGAUAUGGAACUGGCUGUGGCUAUGGUUAUGGAUAUGGCUCUGGCUGUGGCUAUGGUUAUGGAUAUGGCUCUGGCUCUGGCUAUGGCUGUGGAUAUGGAACUGGCUGUGGCUAUGGUUGUGGAUAUCGACCAUUUUGCUACAGAAGAUGCUAUUCCUCUUGCUGCUAA
This is a messenger RNA of Pan troglodytes (chimpanzee), 543 nucleotides long. RefSeq names its product keratin-associated protein 6-2-like. Lineage: Eukaryota; Metazoa; Chordata; Mammalia; Primates; Hominidae. The record is from RefSeq and is a predicted model, not a curated record. Bases 1 to 543 code for a protein of 180 amino acids. The transcript has 2 exons.